Messenger RNA from Pseudogymnoascus destructans, 543 nucleotides. RefSeq lists its product as uncharacterized. The transcript has 3 exons. Lineage: Eukaryota; Fungi; Ascomycota; Leotiomycetes; Thelebolales; Thelebolaceae. The record is from RefSeq and is a predicted model, not a curated record. The coding region runs from base 1 to 543 and encodes 180 amino acids.
AUGGUCGCCGUUUGGGUUGUGGAUGGGGAAAUUUCGUUUCCACAGGAUAUAGAAAUGGGAGAAUUUGUCGGAGUCGGACCCAUAUAUGUGGAGAAUCCGUGGAUAUCGCUCGACCAGGAACUUCUUGCCGAUCUCGACGUUUUAGUUAUCUCAAAGGCUAAAACAUUGUCAACUAUCAUGAAUGAUCAUUUCCCGGACGCGCUCGCAAUCUCGUUCAUCAGUCAUCAGAUUCUUAUAGAGCUGAUCGAGACAAAGGUUGGCCUGAGAUAUUACAAUGACCCAAUUCACGGGCCUGGAGUCAAGCGCCCGAAGCCGAACACGGAUAGGUUCCGUGACGAAUACGACAACACCGACUAUUUGAAGUCCCAGGGAUGUUUUCAUCCAGGUUCCAUGAUGUCUUUUGGAGAAAAUAGGAUAUUCACCGCAGGAAUUCAAGUUAAAAGGCAAUAUGAUACCAGGGUGACGGUACCGAUCUCCUUGUGGGACAAGAAACUUCAACCCGAACUCCGACGUGGAAGCCACGCCGUCAAGCAAGGAGGCUAG